This is a messenger RNA of Aedes aegypti (yellow fever mosquito), 4419 nucleotides long. RefSeq names its product nuclear valosin-containing protein-like (gene smid). The record is from RefSeq and is a predicted model, not a curated record. Lineage: Eukaryota; Metazoa; Arthropoda; Insecta; Diptera; Culicidae. The transcript has 7 exons. Gene Ontology annotation, molecular function: preribosome binding; RNA binding; ATP hydrolysis activity. Gene Ontology annotation, biological process: ribosome biogenesis. Gene Ontology annotation, cellular component: nucleus. Bases 524 to 3877 code for a protein of 1117 amino acids.
UCUGCCGUCCGUCAUUUUUACAUAGAAUUUACGCGGUGUUGUUCGCGGUCUAAGUCCAACGCGGAGUGAAUUUUCGGAUUGCCAACGCGCUUUCAUUGCUGGUUUAGAGGAUUAAUUUUGAUCUGGAACGUUUUGCGAAUCAUUUGCGUCGAAAGUGUCGCCGAAUCGUACAUGUUUGGUUUGUGAAAAAUCGUUUUCAAAUUAUCGAUAAAAUCCGGAACGCAACUUCUGCUCCCGCUGGUGGUACGAUUUUGUUUGCUUCCCAGUGCAAGUGAGACACCAACACAGCGCUAGAGGUGACAAUCGCCGCGCGGAUUAACAUUUUGACAAACGGCAAGCCGGCUGUGCGAAAGAGACCGCUAUAUAGGACAACGUCGGUCGGGAGAAGCUGUCAAAAAGUUGCUUGGCUUUCACAUCGGUGCUGGUUGGCAGACGCUUCCGAAAAAGUGUCCAAUUUCCGUGCGUUUUCGAUUGAAUUUGUGGAUAAAGGUUGGUCCUAAGUGGAAAUCUUAAGGAGGAAAAGAUGCUGCAGAAGAAACCUACCGGUGGAUUGUACGAUCCGAUGAUUAUUCCUCGAGUUAAGCAGUAUCUCGAGGAAAAUGUGCACCAAACGUACGUCGAUGUCGGCGUAAUGGCCCGGGAACUGCAGGAACGCUACCGCGAAUACAACCGUCGCAAAGCCGUCCCAUUCCGUUUACUGGUGGAGCAGGCCUACAAAACGGUUCUCCAUAGCUAUGGCCUAGACAGCAAUCCGUCUAGCGAGAACGAGGAUGACGCCAAUUCCGAUCUGGAAGUCAUGGAAGACGGUGCCGGAGGUGGCGCAAAUGCCAACCAUAUGAACGAUGCGCUAACCAACAUGUACAUGAGCAAUAAGAAUAAACCUUCCGGUGGCGCUGCAGGAAGCGGUGCAGGUGACGGAGAAGCGAUCGACAUCAGCAGCGACGAGGACGAUGAAGGUGCGGAUUCUCGCGACAAAGAUAAAGCAGUUUCAACGACCAGCAACAGCAUGAGGCUCAUUGAAACCCAAAUCGCGUCUAACAAACACAUUACGGUGACGAAGGUGACUCGUACAGAUAAGCCGCGAUCCGGCGACGAAGCGGUCGAUUCCAGUAAUGGUAGCUCAAAUGGUCCAAGACGACCGGCUGAACAGCUGCCUGCCAGCCAAGCCAAGCGUCGCCGUUUGGAUCAGCCACAGAUUUCGGAAGUAAGCAACAGUUCCAAUCCAUUGUUGCCUCAGCCGACACCACGACCACCACCUGCAAGCAAUCGAGGUGCCGGUGCCGGAAGGACCGAUUCCAGUGCUCCUACAGCAGCACCACGUACGAAGCGCUUCAAGAAAGAAGUAUGUGCUCGAUUUGUCGAGACCACAUUCGAAGAUGUUGGAGGCAUGGAUAAAAUUUUGCGUGACUUGUGUGAACUAUUGCUUCACGUUAAGCAUCCGGAAGUUUAUCGCCACGUGGGUCUUCCUCCGCCACGAGGAUUCCUUUUGCAUGGUCCUCCCGGUUCAGGAAAGACACUACUCGCUCAUGCUAUCGCUGGGCAAUUGAAAAUCGGUCUCAUAGAAAUCCCUGCCACAGAAUUGGUAGCUGGAGUUUCCGGCGAAUCAGAGGAACGCAUUCGAGAGGUUUUCGAACAGGCAGCGGUUCUUUCGCCGUGCGUUCUGUUCAUUGACGAAAUCGAUGCUAUCUCGGCGAAUCGAGUCAAUGCUCAGAAGGAUAUGGAACGUCGUAUUGUGGCUCAACUACUUAGCAGUCUGGAUAACUUACCCAAGCUGGAAGGCGGCGAUGGUGUUUUGGUUAUUGGCGCCACAAAUCGGCCGGAUGCUCUCGACCCUGCUUUGCGUCGUGUCGGACGGUUCGAUCAGGAAAUCUCUUUGGGUAUCCCAGAUAGGGAGGCCAGAGCCCAAAUCCUAAAAAUAAUCUGUAAGAACCUGAAGAUCGAGGAGAAUAUUGAUUUCGACGAGUUGGCAAAGUUGACCCCUGGUUACGUUGGAGCUGAUUUGCUUGCAUUGGCUACACGUGCAGCCACCACGGCUAUCAAGAGGAUGUUGACGGAACGUGAACGUCAGGAGCUGAUCGCAGAAAGUAAACGUAUGGCAGAGCUGGAGGCGUCCCGUCGCAAACAGGAACAGGAAGCUUUGAACAAGAAAGAUGAUGACGAUGAGGUGAUGGAAGUGGAGGACACUUCUCCAGUUGUCGAAACCAUCAAAAACAAAUUCAAUGGGGAUGUUUCUACGGAUGAUGUUGUUGCCGUUGAGGAUGAUGUCGAAGAAGUGGUGAAUUUGGACGACGACAAGGAAGAGCCCAAAGAAGGCGAAAAGAAGGAGGCAGAAGCCGAAAAGGCCCCUGUGGUUGAGGUGUCAGCCGAAGCUGAGAAGACGACCGAGGAAAAGAAAGAUGAGGAGGUGAAAGUUGACGACAAAAAGGAUGAAGAGCACAAAGUAGGGGAAGGCAUGGCUGAUUCUGCUGAAGCUGCCGAAGCUAAACCAGCUGAUGAAGAAAAGAAGGAUGAGGAUGCUGCAAAGGAAGCCGUGGAGAGUGAAAAGAAACCGGACGAUGAAGCAAAGGUAGAAGAAUCCAAGGCAACUGACGGAGAUGUAGAAAUGGUGGCUGAUAGCAGUACUUCUGGCGAUAAGAUUGAACAAGAAGUUCCAAAGUCGACCACUGAAGGGGUGGAAUCAGUUGCUGCAGAAUCGAGUGAAGCUGAGAAGAAGGACGAUGAACCGAUGGAAACCGAGAAAGACAAAGAAGAAGUCACAGUUGAAGAGCCCGAACAAACCGUACCAGAACCAACCGUAGUAGAAGAAAGCGAUGAAACACCAGCUGAUGAAGAACGUCCUCCUGCACCAGUUCUUACUUUGGAGAAAAUGAUGAACCUUUUGUUGGAUCACUCGAAUCCGUUGCCAGAUGAUGAAUUGGAAACCUUGUGCAUUGAACGAGCAGACUUCCUGGAGUCUCUAAAAUCAGUUCAACCUUCAGCCAAGCGUGAAGGCUUCAUCACUGUACCCGAUGUUACGUGGAAUGAUAUCGGUUCGCUGGGUGAUAUUCGUGAGGAGCUGAAACUAGCUAUCCUAGCCCCAGUGAAAUUCCCUCAGCGUUUGAAAUUACUCGGUCUCAGCUCUCCCUCCGGAGUGUUAUUAUGUGGCCCACCUGGAUGCGGUAAGACACUACUCGCAAAGGCAGUUGCCAACGAAGCUGGCAUCAAUUUCAUUUCAGUCAAAGGUCCCGAACUGUUGAACAUGUAUGUCGGAGAGUCGGAACGUGCCGUUCGUCAGUGUUUCCAACGAGCUCGCAACUCGACUCCAUGUGUCAUAUUCUUCGAUGAAUUUGAUUCACUGUGUCCCAAACGGUCAGACAGUUCUGAGGGUAGCGCAGGAAUGCGAGUGGUGAAUCAAUUGCUCACCGAAAUGGAUGGCAUCGAGGAUCGGAAGGGAGUGUUCCUGAUGGCUGCAACCAACCGACCAGAUAUCGUUGAUCCUGCCGUUCUUCGCCCUGGACGCUUGGAUAAAAUUCUGUAUGUUGGCUUGCCAGCGGAAGAAGAUCGCGUAGAUAUUCUUCGUGCUUUAACUAAAAACCGCACGCAACCUCCAUUGGCUGAUGAUGUUGAUCUGAGUGUUGUUGCGCGACUUACUGAGGGUUAUACCGGCGCUGACUUGGCCGGACUGGUAAGACAAGCUUCUCUGCAAACUUUGAAAGAUUCGAUAGCUGAGUGCAGUAGUGACGAUAACGUGUCAGACGAAUCGGAACAAGAUCUCAAAGUUGCAAUGGUGCACUUCCAAGAAGCGAUACGCAGCAUCAAACCUUCAGUGAAUGAAGAGGACAAGAAACACUAUGAACGAUUGAAGAGGAAAUAUGGAACACAAUCCGUGGAUCAGUAGAUAUAGGACCUCCUCUAGGUGUUGUAAGGACAUGAUUUAGCACUUUAGCGUUUAAGUGUCACAGAAAAAACCGAUACAUCCCUCAUAAUUGUAACGACCGGUUGCAUUGAAUGAAAAUUCAAAUCUGUAAUGACUGGUUGGAAAGUGUAAAGCGUUGAUUCGGAAACAUAAGUAAUUCAGUUGAACUUGCCGUUCUUUCAUCGGACGACCUUAAGAGAGAAACAACUAGCAUUUAGUUUCAGACUACUAGCGACAAAAUGACCCUCAACCGUUCAGGAAUGUAUGACAGUUUUAGCGGAAUAAUUUAGGAAUCCCAAACCCAUCGGAAGUAUGUAGUGGACAUCGUUUUUCUUUUAGUAAUCAAAACUAUUAUAUUUUCUGUUCACAUAACAGUAUCGAACACAAUAGUUUGUGUGCAGACAAAUGAAAAUUACUUCAUUUUUUCUAUCUUUCACUGAUAUAAAGAGUAGAUUUGACAAACACUGGCAUACAGGAUGUAAAAGUAUAUAAUUAAUACAAAAUGAUAAACACCUCUCAGCUUA